AUAAAAUUUCAACGGUGCAGAUUAAUUUGAAAUUGAUAAUGUUAAACGUUGUCCGUAGAUAGCCUUUUGAAAACGCUAACACGCAAAUCUUUAAUGCUACUCCCGAAAAGAUCCAGAUAUUGUCUACACCUGUAAGUAGUGUCGGUGAAAAUGUACCGUGGGCAAUGUGUUACAUCGUAUACACCAAAAUAUUAUAUUGUUCAAGAAAUAGAGGAGGACAAGACUCCUCCAUAGGUCUCCAUCAAAGUUUCAUCAAUCAAUCAAUCUCAUCUUUAAUUUUGAGCACUACGUACAUUGCAGAAAAUGGCGAACUCUGCAUCUGGCGUGGGUGUGGUGGAUGAAUGCAAGCUGAAGUUCUUGGAGUUGAAGGCCAAGAGGUGCUAUAGGUACAUUGUGUUCAAGAUUGAUGAGGCUAGACAAGUGGUGGUUGUCGAAAAGCUGGGAACCCAAGAAGAGACUCAUGUCGAUUUCACCAACAGUUUGCCCUCGAAUGAGUGUCGAUACGCAGUUUUUGACUACGACUUCACCACUGAUGAGAAUUGCCAAAGGAGCAGGAUCUUCUUCAUCUCAUGGUCUCCAGAAACAGCAAGGGUGAGAAGCAAGAUGGUAUAUGCAAGCUCCAAGGACAGAUUCAGGAGGGAGUUAGAUGGGGUUCAAGUGGAGUUGCAAGCAACUGAUGCCAGUGAGAUGAGCUUGGACAUCUUCAAAAAUAGAGCUCAUUAAUUAAUAAUAAAAAUUAUUAUUAUGCCACCCACACAAUACAUACAUUGUUGUUAC
Molecule: messenger RNA, 777 nt
Organism: Cuscuta campestris
Lineage: Eukaryota; Viridiplantae; Streptophyta; Magnoliopsida; Solanales; Convolvulaceae
Source: the annotation of a GenBank genome assembly